Messenger RNA from Diutina rugosa, 654 nucleotides. RefSeq names its product 60S ribosomal protein uL1 (gene RPL10A). Bases 1 to 654 code for a protein of 217 amino acids. NCBI's taxonomy places the organism in Eukaryota, Fungi, Ascomycota, Pichiomycetes, Serinales, Debaryomycetaceae. Gene Ontology annotation, cellular component: large ribosomal subunit. Gene Ontology annotation, molecular function: RNA binding; structural constituent of ribosome. Gene Ontology annotation, biological process: translation. The record is from RefSeq and is a predicted model, not a curated record. The transcript has a single exon.
AUGUCCAAGCUCACUUCGUCGCACGUCCGCGAAAACGUCAAGGAACUUCUUAAGUACUCGACCGAGACCAAGAAGAGAAACUUCUUGGAAACCGUCGAACUCCAAGUCGGUCUUAAGAACUACGACCCCCAAAGAGACAAGCGUUUCUCGGGUACCUUGAAGCUCCCCCAAGUUCCCAGACCCAACAUGACCAUCUGCAUCUUCGGUGACGCCUUCGACGUCGACAGAGCCAAGUCGAUUGGUGUUGACGCCAUGUCGGUCGACGACUUGAAGAAGUUGAACAAGAACAAGAAGUUGAUCAAGAAGUUGGCCAAGAAGUACAACGCUUUCGUUGCCUCGGAAGUGUUGAUCAAGCAAAUCCCCAGAUUGCUCGGUCCCGGUUUGUCGAAGGCGGGUAAGUUCCCCACCCCCGUGUCGCACAACGACGACUUGUACGGUAAGGUUCAAGACGUCAAGUCCACCAUCAAGUUCCAAUUGAAGAAGGUGUUGUGCUUGGCCGUCGCCGUCGGCCACGUUGAGAUGGAAGAAGACGUCAUCGUCAACCAGAUCUUGAUGGCCGCCAACUUCUUGGUGUCGUUGUUGAAGAAGAACUGGCAAAACGUCGGUUCGUUGGUCAUCAAGUCGACCAUGGGCCCUUCGUUCAGAAUCUACUAA